Molecule: messenger RNA, 1059 nt
Organism: Trichoderma reesei QM6a
Lineage: Eukaryota; Fungi; Ascomycota; Sordariomycetes; Hypocreales; Hypocreaceae
Exons: 2
Coding region: 382-1059 (225 amino acids)
Source: RefSeq, a predicted model, not a curated record
CGGGACAAGCAGAGAGGCGUCUAGACGUUCAUUGUCCCUCUCUUCUUGCCUCGAGACUUCCAUUCUUUUUUUCUCUCUCUUCGUUUCGAAGACUCUCCUUCUGGAUCGCACAGGCUUCAUUCUUUUAGCUGUGCAUCCGUCCGGUCCUUUCUCAUUGCCUAUCCCGCGUUCUUCACCACUCCUUUUGACUCUCUGACAGACGACGACCACGAUCUACAUUCCUUUUCUUUUCUGAACUGUUUCGCCCAGCGGCCUCAGCUUUUCCCCGGCUAGCAUCCCGCUGACCACCUGCGAAGGGGGGAAAGAAGACAAAAGAAUCUUGACCAUCCAUUCAUUCACCGUUUGAACGCACCACCACAAGUACUCGAUCACUCGCCCAACAUGCCUUCACUCACUCUGUUGCGGCGAUCCGUCGACGAGACACCCCGGGCUCACUUCGACGUAGCCCGUUCGCUCUCUCAAAUCGCCAACAAGCUCCGCCCUGCAGGACAGAUCGGUCCCCUGAAAGUCUUCGCUCGAGGCGACGACUCUGACGGCAACCCCGAUACGCUUAUCAACGUCUUGCUCAUCGUGCUCGGCAUCGCCUUUGCCAUUCUCAUCCUCGUCUCAAUCCUUCUCGUCCUCCGCCGCGUCCGCCGCAAGCGAGGGCUGGACGAGCAGGAACCCGUCCUGCCCUCCUACGACGACGUCAAAGGCGGCCACCCGAACCACCGAGGCCUCACCAUCGAGACCACCCACAACGGCCGCUCCAGCGUCUACGUCAUCGGCCGCGACGGCCAGCCCAUGCUGCGCGCUCCCGGCUCACCACCUCACUCUCCCGACAACGUUCCCGAGAUUCACAUUACCUUCCCCGAUGAGCAGGACGACCAAGGCCGCCGCAAGAGUGGCCGCGUUGUCGUUGUCCGUGUUGGCGAAAACGCGACAGUCGGUCUCGAGCCCAUGCACGACGAGGAGCUGCCCGCCUACGAGAAGGAAGCCAACGGCCAGUUCUACUCCGUCGACAUGGACAAGAUUGGCGGCCUCAAGGAGAAGGACCACUCAUACUUCGAUCAUCAGUAA